CGACCUUCGCAUUCACAAACAAACAACAACUGCAAUGUCUGCUUUCCCGUCCUUGGAGGAGUUCGAUGCUGGCCAGACUACGGCUCAGCCUGUCCUUGGUAACGACGACAAUGACUUCCUCGCCCGUGAGCAAGCUUUGCUAGGUGACGAUGCUGCCUUUUUCAACGGCGGUGACGAACCACAGCAACAAGCUUCGUCCGGUGAGGCGGACUUCCUUGGUGGUGGUGAAGACGAGAUCGGCCAGUUCGAGUCAAGCUUUCCUGCCCUCGACAACCCCGCCAUUCAAGCUGGCGGAGUGAUCUCUGUUUCGAGUGAGCCGUACAUGCCUGGCACGGCCGAGCCCUUCACCGCGCAGACAUCAGCAGCUGCUCCUAACUUCCAGAACGAAGACGAAAGCGAACCCAUCAGACAAUGGCGCGAGAGACAAGCUCUUCAAAUCCAGAAGAGGGACGAGCAGAGCGAGCAGAAGAAGCAGGAGACCAUCGAAAAGGCACGGACGGCGAUCGAUGACUUUUACGAGAACUAUAAUACCAAAAAAGAUAAGGCUAUUGAGGAAACCAGGAGAGAAGAGAAGGAUUUCCUGGAGUCUCGUGACAAUGCUGUUGCUGGCGGCACGACCUGGGAGCGCAUUGCCAAGCUGGUAGACCUUUCGGACAAGCGUGGUGACAAAGAUCUGUCAAGGUUUAGGGGUAUGCUGAUCAACCUGAGGAAAGACGAGAAUGCGCCAGGCGCCGCUGGCUACUAAGAUACCCUUCAUUUUCUAUUUC
Messenger RNA from Saitoella complicata NRRL Y-17804, 767 nucleotides. RefSeq lists its product as uncharacterized. Gene Ontology annotation, biological process: intracellular protein transport; clathrin coat assembly; clathrin-dependent endocytosis. Gene Ontology annotation, cellular component: clathrin coat of trans-Golgi network vesicle; clathrin coat of coated pit; plasma membrane. NCBI's taxonomy places the organism in Eukaryota, Fungi, Ascomycota, Saitoellomycetes, Saitoellales, Saitoellaceae. The transcript is spliced from 4 exons. Gene Ontology annotation, molecular function: clathrin heavy chain binding; structural molecule activity. The coding region runs from base 35 to 745 and encodes 236 amino acids. The record is from RefSeq and is a predicted model, not a curated record.